UGUGUGAUGUCAUCAUAUGCUAUCACAUUCUGUCUGCCUCCCAUCCCAUGUUUUCAACUUGCAUGUGUGGUUUGAAUGUGCAAGCAUUUGUGUGGUGUGUGUUCUGGAGUUUGGGAAUGUGUUUUGUUUUAUUCUGUCUGAGCAGGUAUUUGUGACGAUAGAUCUUGAGAAGAUCUUUCCGACGCAACAAGAAUCGCUUCAAUCGGAGCAAGAACGCGAAAGCUAUGAAGAUUCAAAGUUCAUGAGCUUGCGUUACAAUUGCGGCGGUUACAAAAUGAAGUUGUGGGGUGACUUUAUAUGGAGUUGGGACCUUUGGGGUUGGGGAAACUUGUCACUCUACUGUAACAGCUGCAAAUAGGUUGGGAACAACCAAGCUAGGUUGGCAAGGGUGGCCAACUUGGAUGGAUUGGUUGGGAAGGGACAAAUGUCAAAAUUGGGGUUCCUAUAGGGAGGGAAUCUUUGUGCUUAUGGGGUUUCCUUGGUUGAGGACUCUCUUGGGACCUUCCCUCUCAUCCCUCUCUUCCUAUCCCAACCUUUCUCUUGCUCCUUCUAAUUCCUUGUGAGAUUCUUGAACUUUAAUUGAACUUUUGAGAUUGAGUUAAGUUCUCCUCCUACAGCUUACCCCCUAAUGCGUCGAAAGCCAUAGCGUCGCGAAUACUUCAUCAAUCAACGUGUUUCAAAUUGGGAACGGUAGCUGAGAUUAAGAGCUACAACAUAUCUGAGUUUCGCGACAUUCCAACGGCUAGUUUUCCGUCGACGUCGUUUCUUGUGAAGACGACUUUUCUGUCCAGAAUUUCGGAUUUAUAUUUUGAGUAAUUCUAGCUCCUAAGUUCACCUAGACUCCGUCCUUAAUACUAACAAGUGGUAUCAGAGCGAUAUUAAGGACAUUGAGAGGAGUCUACAGAAGUGUGAAGACCCUUUUAGACCCACCAUGGCCUGUGGGUGUGCCUAAGUGGUGUUCUAAAGGUUGGAUGUGUCUUCCGCUAAGGGGAAACUCUGCCGAAAUUUCGUGGACGCCGACACUUGUGAAAAUAUCGAGGGAGCUGAGUGUGGACAGCAAAGGGGAGCUGAAAUUCGUCAUUUCUCAAGGAGAAGAUGAAUGAGAGAGGAGGAGAUGCUAAUGGAAGAGGAGCUGUAGCUGAGAAGACAAGUGAGCCGCCGCCAUCAAAAGUUGAAGCUUUGGAUGGCUCCAACUAUGAGGAAUGGAGCGGACGGAUGAGGAGUGCCUUCAAACGCUACAAGCUACUGAAGAUUGCUGUUGGGGAAGAGAAGAUGCCGGAAGAAGGCGAAGCAGGUGAACGGUGGAUUGAGAAAAGCGCGGUGCUUUUCGACCUCAUUCUUCAAUCGGUCAACAAGGAGAUGUUCGAGCACAUCAAGGAUCUUGUGGAAGCGGAUGAUUCGGGGCUGCCUGAUCCGUUUUGGGUGUCUGCACUGAGGCAGGUCGCCCUUGUGAAGAAUAGGGUGCUGGCUACAGUUGGAGAUAAGGAGUGGAUCCCAUAUGUCAAGUGGUAUGGGAGUGCUCCAGCGGUGAACAUGCUGAGGGCAUUUGGGUGCAUGGUGGUGUUUCAUGUGCCCAAGGAGAAAAGGGGGAAGUUGGAGGCUUCUGGAAGAUGGGGUGUGCACUUGGGGAUUGCAAAGGAUCACAAAGCAUGGCUGCUAUGGGACUUGACCACCCAGAAGCUGACAGUGUCAAGGGAUGUGAAGUUUCUUGAGUCCCUGUACUAUAAGGAAUGGAAGCAGCAGCAACAGAAGCUUCCAUCUACACCACUCAUUGUGGAGGCAGAUGAGUUGCAGCAGCCUUCAAGACAGGUGGAGGUUGCAGUGUCAGAGGAGGAGAUGUCUGGGGUGACUGAGGAAGGGGGAGCAGCUGAGGUGGAGCAGCAGCAGCAGCAUGAAUCUCCACCUCGAGUUCCACACCCGCCUGAGCGUCCUAGGAGGGAUGUGCGCCCUCCUGUGAGGCUGACCUAUGGGGGAAGAGGCAAGCCGAAUGUGGUGCAGGCUGGGAGUAUGUGGUAUGGUGGAUGAUGGUUGGCAGCCAGAGGGGGAGAUUGUUGUGUGAUGUCAUCAUAUGCUAUCACAUUCUGUCUGCCUCCCAUCCCAUGUUUUCAACUUGCAUGUGUGGUUUGAAUGUGCAAGCAUUUGUGUGGUGUGUGUUCUGGAGUUUGGGAAUGUGUUUUGUUUUAUUCUGUCUGAGCAGGUAUUUGUGACGAUAGAUCUUGAGAAGAUCUUUCCGACGCAACAAGAAUCGCUUCAAUCGGAGCAAGAACGCGAAAGCUAUGAAGAUUCAAAGUUCAUGAGCUUGCGUUACAAUUGCGGCGGUUACAAAAUGAAGUUGUGGGGUGACUUUAUAUGGAGUUGGGACCUUUGGGGUUGGGGAAACUUGUCACUCUACUGUAACAGCUGCAAAUAGGUUGGGAACAACCAAGCUAGGUUGGCAAGGGUGGCCAACUUGGAUGGAUUGGUUGGGAAGGGACAAAUGUCAAAAUUGGGGUUCCUAUAGGGAGGGAAUCUUUGUGCUUAUGGGGUUUCCUUGGUUGAGGACUCUCUUGGGACCUUCCCUCUCAUCCCUCUCUUCCUAUCCCAACCUUUCUCUUGCUCCUUCUAAUUCCUUGUGAGAUUCUUGAACUUUAAUUGAACUUUUGAGAUUGAGUUAAGUUCUCCUCCUACAGCUUACCCCCUAAUGCGUCGAAAGCCAUAGCGUCGCGAAUACUUCAUCAAUCAACGUGUUUCAAAUUGGGAACGGUAGCUGAGAUUAAGAGCUACAACAUAUCUGAGUUUCGCGACAUUCCAACGGCUAGUUUUCCGUCGACGUCGUUUCUUGUGAAGACGACUUUUCUGUCCAGAAUUUCGGAUUUAUAUUUUGAGUAAUUCUAGCUCCUAAGUUCACCUAGACUCCGUCCUUAAUACUAACAGAUUGGUGGGGGGACAAAGGAUUGGGUGAAGGUGAAAGAAUGGGUAAAUCCAACCAUCUACCCUGCACGUACCAGAAUGGCAACGAGAAAGCUGCUGAGCUCUACAAGUGGAGGAGCCACAACUGAGCAGCAGGAACAGGCUCAAGGCGAAGAUGCAGUGCUGUUC
Molecule: messenger RNA, 3078 nt
Organism: Closterium sp. NIES-67
Lineage: Eukaryota; Viridiplantae; Streptophyta; Zygnematophyceae; Desmidiales; Closteriaceae
Source: the annotation of a GenBank genome assembly